AUGACGCGGUGGCUCGCGGCGCGGCAGCCCCAGGCCGGCCCGGCGCUCCAGCUGGCGUGCCGCGCGCAGCACUUUCGGCGCUGGGAGAUCCCGCGGUCGGCGUACCCGAUGACGCGGCCGGGCUACCUCACGUGGCGGGCCAAGCUCAAGUCGCAGGCGGCGGCGCAGGUGGCCGCGCUGCUGACGGCCGAGACGGACGUGCCGCCAACCGACGUGGCGCGCGUCGCGGCGCUCAUCAGGAAGGAGAACCUCGCGGCCGACGAGGAGACGCAGGUGCUCGAGGACGUGGCCUGUCUCGUGUUCCUCGACGACCAGUUCGACGGCUUUGAGAGCAAGGAGGAGAUUGACGAGCCCAAGAUUAUCGGCAUCCUGCAGAAGACGUGGGCCAAGAUGAGCGAGCCGGGCCGGGCGCUGGCGUUGAAGAUGGAUCUCAGCGAGAGGGCUACGGCCUUGAUCACCAAGGCCUUGGCUGGCAAAGCCGCAACUGCGCCACUCGCAUCAUCACCCUUCGGCUCAACCGAGGCCCGGCAGAGCCCCGAAGCCCCGACCACCGCCGGAACGGCAUUCCCUGCACCGGCCACCUCUCAGACCAAACCACCUUUGGAUACCCUCAUCAGCGCGCAUGACUUUGAGGCUGUGGCAUCAACCACCUUCCCCCCAAAAGCCUGGGCCUUCGUCUCGUCUGCCGCCACCGACCUUCACACCAAGCGUCGCAACGCCGAGGCCUACGCCUCCAUCACUCUGCGCCCCCGCGUCCUUCGCCAGGUCGCCACGGUCGACACGAGCACGACCAUGCUCUCGCACGCCACCCGCCUGCCCCUCUUCGCGCCGCCGACGGCCAUGGCCAAGCUCGUCCACCCCGAGGGGGAGAAGGCCCUCGGCCGCGCCCUCAAGGCCUCGGGCAUGCCCCAGACCGUUUCCGUCAGCGCCAGCUAUUCCCUCGCUGACAUACUCGCCGCCCACGCCACCCACGACGUCGCCACGCCCUACGAUGUGCCCGUCUUCUUCCAGCUCUACGCCCUCGUCCUGACCGUCGACGCGCCCCUGGCCCGGCAAGCGCGAGGCACCGAGCGCGUUCGCUCCGAUGAGUCGCUGGCCUCACCCAUCUCGGGCGCUGCCGCCAAGAAUGACGCCCGUGGCGGCGCCCUCGGCCGCAUCAUGGGCAGCUACAUUGACGCCAACGUCUGCUGGGACGACAUUGCCUGGCUGCGUCGCACCGUGCCGGGGCUGCCCAUUGUGCUCAAGGGCAUCCAGACCUGGAUGGACGCCGUGCGCGCCGCCGAGCACGGCGUCGAGGCAAUCAUCGUCUCCAACCACGGCGGCCGCAGCCUCGACACGAGCCCUGCCACCAUCCUCGUCCUGCUCGAGCUGCAGAAGAACUGCCCCGACGUCUUUGACAAGAUGGAGGUCUACGUCGACGGCGGUGUCACGCGCGGCACCGACAUUUUCAAGGCUCUCUGCCUGGGCGCCAGGGGCGUCGGCGUCGGCAGGGGAUUGCUCUACGCACUCAACUAUGGCACUGAGGGCGUCGAGCGGUAUAUAGAUAUUCUGCGCGAUGAGCUCGAGACGACGAUGAAGAUGUGUGGGGUGACCAGCUUGGACCAGGUCCAUCCCGGUUACCUUAAUACUGCGGCCGUUGAUCACCUCAUUCCUGGAAAGGAAGAACACCCCUAUGCGAAAUGGAGACCCAGCCAGAAGAGUCGUCUGUAG
Molecule: messenger RNA, 1710 nt
Organism: Verticillium alfalfae VaMs.102
Lineage: Eukaryota; Fungi; Ascomycota; Sordariomycetes; Glomerellales; Plectosphaerellaceae
Product: cytochrome b2
Exons: 5
Coding region: 1-1710 (569 amino acids)
Molecular function (GO): oxidoreductase activity
Source: RefSeq, a predicted model, not a curated record